AUGCUCACGGACACGGCCGGCCAAGAAGAAUACCGCGGUCUUUGGGCCGCCUCGAACCUGCAAUCCGACGCUUUCCUCCUCGUCUACGAUAUAACAUCUGCCAACUCGCUCGACGCGCUCGACUACUUCAUGGAGAUGAUAGAAAUGGAGACCGAGAACCGGUUAGACAAUGGCAAGAUACCGCCCAUCAAGUGCGUGGUAGGCAACAAGUGCGAUUUACAGGGCCAAAGACAGGUAGAAGCGAAGACGGGUCUCGAGUGGGCGAGGCGGAGAAAGUGCGGAUUUAUGGAGACGAGUGCGAGGGAGAUGGUCAACAUUGAGGAGACUUUUGCGCUGCUCGUACGUCGUGUAGUAGAAGCGCGGAGACUCACUGCCGGAGACGGCCCUGCGAACCGAACUGCCGCUCUUCCCCUUCAAUCGCAUCCGAACCGCGACCCGAACUCUUCGGCGGCGUAUCUGGAUAAUGAGAAGGAUGAUGAGGACGAGCCCAAAAAGAGUUGGUGGAGGAGGCUGAAGUGCUGGUAG
Messenger RNA from Alternaria incomplexa, 525 nucleotides. RefSeq lists its product as uncharacterized. Gene Ontology annotation, molecular function: GDP binding; GTP binding; GTPase activity. NCBI's taxonomy places the organism in Eukaryota, Fungi, Ascomycota, Dothideomycetes, Pleosporales, Pleosporaceae. The coding region runs from base 1 to 525 and encodes 174 amino acids. The transcript is spliced from 2 exons. The record is from RefSeq and is a predicted model, not a curated record. Gene Ontology annotation, cellular component: plasma membrane. Gene Ontology annotation, biological process: signal transduction.